Molecule: messenger RNA, 1850 nt
Organism: Chelonoidis abingdonii (Abingdon island giant tortoise)
Lineage: Eukaryota; Metazoa; Chordata; Testudines; Testudinidae
Source: RefSeq, a predicted model, not a curated record
UAUUUCAAAACAACUAAGAUGUCUGGCCAGCUUUUACAUCACAUGUGGCAGCCAGAUGGAUGGGAACCUACUGGGAGUUCUUUCUUACAGGAAACGAACAUCCCCAGCAGUCACUAAGGUUUUCCAGAAUGAUGCCAAGAAAAAGAAAGUGGUUAACUCCAUUAAAUGCUGUCCAAAGUAAACCCAGCUUCUCUCCAGCUGACACCUCUGGGAGCCUGACAGUUGUUCUUGAUGGGAAUUCCUCUCCAGUAAGCAGCAAAUACUUCACUGAAAAGAAGAGGACAUCUUCCCGGCUAGGGACAGACUUUUUCAACCAACCGUGCAUCAACCUGGCUAAAUCAUUUCUAGGACAGAUAUUAGUUCAUAAACUUCCUGAUGGCAGAGAACUCCGGGGAAGGAUUGUGGAAACGGAGGCAUAUCUGGGUGGGGAAGAUGCAGCUUCCCAUUCAAAGGGAGGGAAGCAAACUGCAAGAAAUGCAGCAAUGUUCAUGAAACCGGGAACUCUGUAUGUGUACCAGAUCUAUGGGAUUUAUUUCUGCAUGAAUGUUUCCAGCCAGGCUAAAGCACAUUUGGGAGCCAAGCAGCUGCUAAGAUGCAUGACUAGAAAAAUAGGCAGUAGGUCAGUGGAAAACCAGAAGAAACAGUACACACAGUUCUUUGGGGAAGGGGCUGCAGUCCUACUCCGUUCCUUGGAACCUCUGCAGGGCCUGGACACCAUGAAGCAGCUGCGAAGUGCUCAGAGGAAAGCAUCAGCCAAACCCCUGAAGGACUGGCAGCUGUGCAAUGGGCCCUCCAAGCUCUGUCAAGCAUUUUCUAUUAACAAGAGCUUUGACCAAAAGGACCUGGUUCGGGACACAGCAGUCUGGAUGGAGCCUGGCUCAGAAGCACCGGGAGAGGAGGCUGUGGUGACUGCAGCCAGAAUUGGUGUCAGCUACGGUGGAGAGUGGGCACAGAAACCACUGAGGUUUUAUAUACGAGGGAACAAAUGCGUGAGUGUUGUGGACAAGAAGGUGGAGAGCGAGCAAGGUGCUGCAGACUAGAAGUGUGGGUGCUUUCAUUAACUAUCAGCCCUAGACUCCGCUCUGAUGGAACUGGCCAGGGAGGUGGUGCUGGUUUGGACGGUGUUUUUAAUAAUAAAUGUGCUGUGUUACAAUGAUAUGAGUAAGGUGGGAUGUCUGGUCAGUAGUUAGGCUGAGAGAGCCAGGCUCACUCCCAGCAGUGGCAAGCUCCUCUGGGGGUUCUGAAUGUCACUGGACUUGUUUUGUGGGCAUUUAGGGCAGGGCUCUUAACUCUUAGGUGAAAGCAAUGAGAUUUCACAUGGCUAGAACCCUUCAACUGUAGGGGUGAGGGAGGGAGGUUAAUAAGUAUGGUGAUGAUUUUUUCUUCUACCCAGCCUGACUCAUUCUUCUGCUUCCCUGCUGGUUGUCCCCAGCCACCAUACCCAAAAAUGCUCCUGUUUGAUUUCUGCAGUUGCUAAGCCAACAACCACCCAGGUCCCUGAGCAGAAAGAAAGCCCAGACAGUCUGUGAAGGUGGGGAGGUAUAUCCCCUUUGGGUACAAGGACACACUCUUCCAGCUGUGGCAGCACAGCUACAAGCUACCCUCAGCAUCAAACUCCACACUGAGCUAGUGACACACCAGCAACAGGGGCAGCACAGAGAGAGCUGGUAAAGAGAGGUAUCAAAACUGCUGUGAAACACUCAAAGCCUACAAGAGGUGCAGGAAAGAGUUAAAGGACAGAUUCACCAGGGUACUUAGGCACCUCACGAUGCACUUAUGUGCCUCAGGCCAACACUAAAGGCUUGUACACACUAGCGCUUACUUCAAUAUAAUUUAAGUCACUCGGUAGU